AUGGGAAGAAAGAGUAACGGUCGCAAAAAAAUUGACAUGGUGAAGAUACAAAACGAGAGAAACUUACAAGUGAGUUUCUCCAAGCGACGAAUUGGCCUCUUCAAGAAGGCUAGUGAACUUUGUACAUUAAGUGGUGCUGAAGUUGCCUUAGUGGGUUUUUCCCCCGGAAACAAAGUUUAUUCAUUUGGCCACCCUUCUGUGGAUUUGGUCAUGGAUAAGUUCCUCGUAGAGAACCCUCAACCCAAUAUUGAUGUUCCUAACCAUCGAAAUGCUAAUGUUGGUGAGGUCAAUAUGGAAGAGUUGAUCGAUAAAGAGGGGAUAUUGGAAAUGGAGAGAAGCCGCGGAAAAGACUUACAAAGAACCUGGAGGGAGGAGCGUUGGUGGGAAGCUCCAAUUGAAGAGCUAAACUUUUUUCAACUUCAACAAAUGGCAGAGGCAAUGGAAAUGACAAAGAAGCAAUGUGAAAUAGAGGCGGAACACCAGCAAAAGGUGCAUGGUAUUGCAUUUCCAUAUCGUACCCUUGGAAGUGCCUUGGCUCCUUAUGGGGGGGCUAGGGCGAGCUUUUCGUAUGGCUCCAAUGCUAGGGCAUCUGAAUUUCGUGACUAG
Molecule: messenger RNA, 606 nt
Organism: Nicotiana tabacum (common tobacco)
Lineage: Eukaryota; Viridiplantae; Streptophyta; Magnoliopsida; Solanales; Solanaceae
Product: agamous-like MADS-box protein AGL62
Biological process (GO): regulation of transcription by RNA polymerase II
Molecular function (GO): DNA-binding transcription factor activity, RNA polymerase II-specific; RNA polymerase II cis-regulatory region sequence-specific DNA binding; protein dimerization activity
Source: RefSeq, a predicted model, not a curated record